Messenger RNA from Ogataea philodendri, 573 nucleotides. RefSeq lists its product as uncharacterized. The record is from RefSeq and is a predicted model, not a curated record. Lineage: Eukaryota; Fungi; Ascomycota; Pichiomycetes; Pichiales; Pichiaceae. Gene Ontology annotation, biological process: protein targeting to ER. The transcript has a single exon. Gene Ontology annotation, cellular component: endoplasmic reticulum; mitochondrion. Bases 1 to 573 code for a protein of 190 amino acids.
AUGAAUCCUGCCGUGUCCAACCUUGUGCUCAUGCUGGGUAUGAUGCAAGUUUCUCGUAAACUUGACUUCGAAGACCCAACCAUCCUUCUUUACGUGAGAAUCUUGUACGUUUCGUGUACUUUGCUCACUUUGGGUGUUUACCUCUAUACGAGAUGGCUGAUUAUUAAAAAGAACGAUCUCACCACUUUCAAGUACUUGGAGCCUCCUAACACUUUGCAGGGGGAGACUGAGUCCAAGCUGACCGUCACUACCGUCAAGGAUUACGAUUUGAAACAGCUCCAAGGUGCUAUCAAGGGUGUUUUCACAGGUGUGGCUAUGAUGGGUUUCAUGCACUUGUACAUGAAGUACGCCAACCCAUUGCUCAUGCAAUCUAUCUCUCCAUUGAAGGGUGCUUUUGAGUCCAACCUGGUCCAAAUCCACGUCUUUGGAAAACCUGCUUCCGGUGACCUUAAAAGACCGUUCCAAGCCAGCGCUGGAUUGUUUGGUGGUUUCGGUAACCAACAACAAAAGACUGACAAGGCCUCUAUUGAGAAGGCUGAGAUCAGCGGUGUUGGUGGUAUCAAAGAAGAGUAA